Messenger RNA from Trichobilharzia szidati, 1445 nucleotides. Lineage: Eukaryota; Metazoa; Platyhelminthes; Trematoda; Strigeidida; Schistosomatidae. The record is from the annotation of a GenBank genome assembly.
GGUAUAUUACAAUAUACUUUUUGUUCAAUGAAUAAUUUGGCAUAUUACACGUCUGCAUAAUAAUAAUGUCGUGCAACUCUGAACCGUAUCCAUUUCCCAAUGGAUUGAAUUUAUUCGGACAAUUAGUGAUUGGACCACCUGGUAGUGGGAAAACCACAUACUGUUCUGCAAUGUAUGAUUUUCUUACUAGAUUAGGUCGAAAAGUUGCUGUCAUCAAUUUAGAUCCAGCUAAUGAUAGUUUACCUUAUCCAUGUUCAAUUAAUCUCUCUGAUUUAAUUCGUUUGGAUGAAGUUAUGGAUUAUCUUGGCUUAGGCCCAAAUGGGGGAUUAAUUUAUUGUAUGGAAUACCUGUACACUAAUCGUCGUUGGUUAGCUGAUCAAUUGGCAGUAUUAAAACAAAAAGAGUCUAAAAUCUAUUUGAUAUUUGAUUUGCCUGGUCAGGUUGAACUGUACACACAUCAUCCAUGCAUGCGUCAACUGAUUUGUUAUCUUACUGAUAAACCAUUCAUCUCAACAACAACAUCCAAUAUACAACGACUUUGUCUUCCGUCGACAGUAGAUUCAUCAGUAUCUAGUGUAGGUGAUUCACCGCAUUGUCUUGAUUUACGCUUGACUUCAGUUCACUUAGUUGAUUCACAUUAUUGUUCUGAUGCUGGAAAAUUUAUCUCCUGUGUACUUACGUCUUUAUCAUCUAUGCUACAAUUAUCUAUGCCACAUGUGAAUAUAUUAAGUAAAGCUGAUUUAAUUGAACAAUAUGGUGAAUUAGAUUUUAAUUUAGACUUUUUUACUGAAGUAUUAGAUUUAAAAUAUUUAAUUGAUCGUUUACAUAAAACAAAUACGCAUGAUAAUGAUGAUGAUGGCGGUGAUGAUAAUGAGGAUUUCUUCAACACUAAAUAUAAACGUUUAAAUCAAGCUAUUAUCGAGUUAAUACAAGAUCGUUCAUUAGUACAAUUUUUGCUAUUAGAUAUACAAGAUUUAUCGCAUAUGGAACGUGUUAUGCGUUAUGUGGAUCGAGCCAAUGGUUAUGUAUUUGGGCCAAGUGAACAGCACAAUUUACAAAGUUUAUUACAUUCAGCAUCAGGUGUUGAACUGGCUCCCGAUUGGAUUGGAAUGAUUCAAGAGAAAUACAUGACAAGAAGUGAUAAUAAUAAUAAUAAUAAUAACCCUGUUAAUGAGGUGGAGGAUCUACGAAACAGUGAACCUCAAAUUGACUUAUUUGCUUAACACUGUAUUAAAAUUGUAAAUAAUAUCUCCUGUUAAGUUGAUAUUAAAACAAUAGUUUUUGACAUCAUGUAUACAACUUUGUUGUAUUAAACUGAAAGUUUGAAAACCAAAAUGAUGAAAUCUUAAUAGAUGCAAAUGCCUUUUAUAUCAUUUAUGAAAUAUAUCGUAUUUCUUUUUUUUUAAAUCCUUGAUUGAAGCUUCUAUUCACUCCAGUAGAAUCUA